Molecule: messenger RNA, 1689 nt
Organism: Peronospora belbahrii
Lineage: Eukaryota; Oomycota; Peronosporomycetes; Peronosporales; Peronosporaceae
Source: the annotation of a GenBank genome assembly
AUGCUUCGAUGGACAAGGUUCACUCGUGCACGACUGCCACUGCGGUCUCGUAGCACGAGUCGUCCACUUUAUACGAUACAGCCAGCAAAUGGCUUUCAAUCUAGUUUUAAGUCGCAAGAAUUGUCCAAGAAAAGCGCACUCGUUGUUGCAGCUGGUGCAGCAUUAGUCGCCGCUAUGGGAAUACUAGGGACAAAUGCGGCGUUCACAGAACAUCAUCACGAGUUUGUCAACUGGUCAGCUACACAAAAAUGUCGUCCAAAGAACUUUUAUGUACCUGAGACAGUGGAAGAAGUGGAAAAGUUACUGAAGAUGUACCACGAGAAGAAGCAGAAAUUACGAUGCAUGGGCGCUGGUGUCUCGCCUAAUGGAUUGGGCUUUUCUGAAAAAACACAGGGUAAAAGUACCGUUAAUGAAGCUCUCAUGACAAUGGCAAUGAUGGAUAAAAUUAUAAACGUUGAUACAGAAAAGAAGCAAGUGGCGGUGGAAACUGGUAUGAUUGUUGGUGAGCUCCUGGACAAAUUACGCAGCUACGGUCUUACCAUGCAAAACGUUGCAUCGAUCCGUGAUCAACAGGUUGGUGGUAUCUGUCAAGCAGGAUGUCAUGGAACGGGAGCAGGUAUUCCGCCAAUUGACGACCAAAUCGUUGAAAUGGAGAUUGUGACCCCAGCGAAGGGGAAAAUGACACUGAGUGCCACGCAGAAUCCUGAACUCUUUUCAUUGGCCAAGUGUGGCCUUGGAGCACUUGGUGUUGUAACCAAAGUGCUGCUGCAGUGCGUGUCUACUCACAAACUUGUUGAAAAGACUACUGUGAUGACGCUGGACGAAAUCCGAAAGAAUCACAACCGCUGGCUUGUAGAAUUUCAGCACCUACGCUACAUGUGGAUUCCGUACACGGACGCGAUUGUUGUAGUGCAGUGCCGUCGUGCUAACGACGACGAAAUACUUGACGAAAAGCUGUUCCCACCGGUGAAGCACAGUGACGAGGUGCGUAUGGAGGCCCCUAGGAAGUUGUACUUGGAGCUGACAAAGGGAAAGCCAGAGCCAGACUAUCUCGACUGGAGUUUCAUGAAGAUGCGUGAUAAAUUGCUUGAGAUCAACCCGCUGGACAAAAAGCAUGUCAUUCGUGUGAACGAAGUGGAAAAGCAGUUCUGGAAGCUCAGCGAAGGUUAUCGUGUUGCGUACUCGGAUGACAUCAUUGGCUUUGACUGCGGCGGUCAACAGCUUGUAGAAGAAGUCGCGUUUCCGUGCAAUGGCACGCAGGAGCUAGAUUUCAUGGAGAAGCUUCUUGAGCGGAUUGUCGAAAAAGACAUUCCUGCGCAUUCACCGAUCGAACAGCGCUGGACAGCUCGCAGCACUUCGUUGAUGAGCCCUGCGUCAUCUUCCAAUCCGAAUCAGAUUUUUUCGUGGGUGGGUGUGAUUUUGUACUUACCAACCACGGAGAAGGAGGUACGUCAGUCCAUCAGAAACCGCUUUACGGAGUUUUACGCAAUGUAUCGCGAUUUCAUGGAGCCGUUCGGAGCGACAGAGCACUGGGCAAAAAUUGAGUGGCCUGAGGAUGCUGCCGAACGCCAAAAGAUGCGCGAUCGUCUAAGCAAGAGAUACCCGCUUGACAAGUUCAAGAAGGCUCGCGACGAGGUGGACCCGCACCAUAUCCUCUCAAACCACAUUGUUGACGAGAUGUGUGCUUGA